GAGAUGGCGGCGACGAACCUACACUUCUUUCUGGUGCCGCUGGUGGCGCAGGGACAUAUCAUCCCCAUGGUGGACCUGGCGCGCAUCCUCGCCGCGCGCGGGCCACGGGUCACUGUCGUCACCACGCCCGUCAACGCCGCGCGCAACAGGGCCGCCGUGGAUGCUGCCAACAGGGCAGGCAUCGCUGUGGAGCUCGUCGAGCUCCCGUUCCCCGGCCCGCAGCUCGGGAUCCCGGAGGGGCUGGAGGCCAUCGACCAGCUCGACAAGGAACAUAUCACCUUCUUCCACGCCAUCUGGAAGAUGGCCGAGCCGCUGGAGGAGUACAUUCGGGCGCUGCCCCGCCGGCCGGACUGCCUCAUCGCCGACGCGUGCAACCCUUGGACAGCGGGGGUGUGCGAACUUUUCGACAUCCCUAGGCUUGUGAUGCACUGCCCGUCCGCCUACUACCUCCUCGCCGUGCACAACCUGUUCGCGCACGGCGUGUACGACACCGUCGGUGACGAAGACAUGGCGCCGUUCGAGGUGCCGGACUUCCCUGUGCGCGCCGUCGGGAACAAGGCCACCUUCCGGGGCUUCUUUCAGUUCCCCGGCAUCGAGAAGGAGCAGCGCGACAUGAUCCACGCCGAGGCCACCGCCGACGGCCUGCUGAUCAACACGUUCCGGGGCGUCGAGGGCGUUUUCGUCGACGCGUACGCCGCCGCGCUCGGCCGGAGGACGUGGGCAGUCGGGUCGACAUGCGCCUCCUUGACCAUGGACGACGAUGCCAAGGCCGGCCGCGGCAACCGCGCCGAUGUAGACGCCAGCCGUAUCGUCUCGUGGCUCGACGCCCGGCCGCCGGCGUCCGUGAUGUACAUCAGCUUCGGCAGCAUCGCGAGGCUGCCGGCAAAGCAGCUCGCAGAGCUCGCACGAGGACUCGAGAAUUCCGGGCGGCCGUUCGUGUGGGCCAUCAAAGAGGCAAAGUCCGACGCCGCCGUGAGGACGCUGCUCGACGACGAAGGGUUCGAGGAGCGUGUCAAGGACAGGGGCCUCCUGGUGCGCGGGUGGGCGCCGCAGGUGACCAUCCUCUCGCACCCGGCGGUGGGUGGUUUCCUCACGCACUGCGGCUGGAACGCAACGCUGGAGGCCAUCUCCCAUGGCGUGCCGGCACUGACGUGGCCCAGCUUCUGCGACCAGUUUUCCAGUGAGAGGCUACUGGUGGACGUGCUCGGCAUCGGCGUCAGGUCCGGCGUCAAGGUGCCCGUCAUGAACGUCCCCGAGGAGGCCGAGGGCGUUCAGGUGGCGAGCGGCGACGUGGAGAAAGUGAUCGCCGAGCUGAUGGACGACUGGCCGGAGGGGGCGGCCAGAAGGUGCAGGGCCAAGGACCUCGCCGCGGAGGCGAGAGCGACCAUGGAGGAAGGUGGGUCGUCGUACUGCGACCUGACGGACAUGAUCAGCUUCGUGUCGGAGCUUUCGAGGAAGAGAACCCAUGAGAGGGACACAAGCUGGACGACCCAGCCUAUGCAUUUUACGGCGGCGGAGCUCGGACACAACAAGGGCGAGAAGAUCGAAGCCGACGCUGCAUUGGUAGUACAGUCCUAAGCUGCAUACCUACUGGCAAAUUAGGGCUUGUUCGAUUUUAUCCACCCGGGGAUUAAUCGCUGCCACUAAUUAAGGGAUCCUACCACCAUAUAACCAGAUCUAUACCAUCCAGAGCAGCAGUACAAAUAGGUUCAAACAUGAUCAGCCCAAGAUGCAACUUCUGGUUAAGCAUUCUGGGAUCAUGGCAUCGAAUGGGGGAGAAUAAACGAAGUGGAACAACAUUCAGAGCUUUAUUCGUUUUCG
Lolium rigidum is the source of this 1821-nucleotide messenger RNA. Its product is annotated as UDP-glycosyltransferase 73C5-like. The transcript has a single exon. The coding region runs from base 4 to 1578 and encodes 524 amino acids. Gene Ontology annotation, molecular function: UDP-glycosyltransferase activity. NCBI's taxonomy places the organism in Eukaryota, Viridiplantae, Streptophyta, Magnoliopsida, Poales, Poaceae. The record is from RefSeq and is a predicted model, not a curated record.